CAACAACAACAACAACAACAACAACAACAACAACAACAACAACAACAACAACAACAACGAUAAUGGUAAUGAUAGGGAUGACUACAAUACCACAAAUGGCGAAGGUAGUGAUGAUAAUGACAGCAGCAAUACCAUUCAUCAGCGAGAUAGCGGCAAUAACGAACAUACUAUAAGUAACAGCUACAGAAACAAUUAUGAUUCAUUAUCUGUUGUUCCACGAGUAAUAGCAAGGAAAUGGUCAUGCACUACGCUUCCGACUCAAACCAAUCUUAAUGAAAUCAUGGAAAUGAAGUCUACUACGCAACCCCCACGCAGUAUCAAUGAUAACAAUAACAAUGAUCAUCAGUUAGGUGACGAUACAUCGCUAUCAAAAGUGGUACAAGUUCAACAUAUCAAUUCGGAGGAAGACAAGAAAGAGCAAGUUAACUAUGGAUCACUUUUAGCCACAGAAAGUUAUAUUUAUCAAUCAGCAAGGAAGAAGGAUUCACCAUCACAACAACUAGGGAUCAUUCAUGACAAUGAUGAUGGCAGUAAAAAGACGGAUACUGGAAAUAGUGUAACACCACAACCACAUUUUACUGGUCAAGAUGAUAAUAAAAGAUGUAUACGGGCGUUGACAAGAACGAUGAUUGGUGAUUGGAUUUGGAAAUAUACAAGAAAGGUGGUAGGGAGUGGUAUCUCUGAAAAGAAACAUAAGCGAUUCUUUUGGUUACAUCCUUAUUCAAAGACUUUAUACUGGAGCAAUCAAGAACCCGGUCUAGAUGGAUGCGAAUAUAGUACAAAAUGUGUGAUGAUUGAAUCUUUUGUGAUCAUUCGUAAUGAAAAAAUCCCAAGUUUCUAUAUCCAAACGUCUCACCGUGGUCUCAAGAUUCAGUGUACAGAUGAUGGAGCAUAUUCAGAUUGGUUCAAGUCAUUGAAAUACUUAUUGAUUGAUACUCCUCCGAUGGCGUCGCCGACCAUGAAUCUCGAACAAAACGACAAGGAUAAGCAAAAUAUGACGAAUCAUCGGCGAUUGACAAAGUUAUUGAAAUAUCAUCCACCAAGCAUGACAAAGGAAGUUGGACCUGUAGUUAGAAUAGGAUUGGAUUCUCGACCGUGGCAGCACCAAAAUCAACAUCGCAAAACACUCCCAACAUCAGCAUUUCCCCUGAACUCGUCAUCUGCCGUCUCACCACAUCAUCAUUCUUCUUCUUCUUCCCUCCGUUCUGAUAUGACACCAUCAGGCAUGGUGAAUGCUUCGUCUUUAUCUCUUCCUCAGAUACGUCAACGCAAUCACUUGACGACAGAUAGUACCAAUGAGAAGGUUGAUCAUUCGCGAGGACGGAAUCGAUUUGUUUGGGACACUUCUUCAUCACCUAUUUUCUUUUGGAUUCGGCCUAGACAAAACGUACUUUGAACAUGUAGAUCUUAUGAUUCACCCUUUUUUUAUAUUCAUUCUAUUCCCCUCUCCUUUGUAUCUCUCGCAUCAAAAGUAGAUAUUAAUUUAAUUAGUCAGUUUUAAUUAUAUUUUACAAAGAAAUCAUCAUAAUAAACUUAUUGUACACACACUCCAUUUUUG
Halteromyces radiatus is the source of this 1558-nucleotide messenger RNA. RefSeq names its product meiotic cell cortex C-terminal pleckstrin homology-domain-containing protein. Gene Ontology annotation, biological process: dynein-driven meiotic oscillatory nuclear movement; microtubule cytoskeleton organization; establishment of mitochondrion localization. Gene Ontology annotation, cellular component: mitochondrion; cell cortex. The record is from RefSeq and is a predicted model, not a curated record. The transcript has 2 exons. Bases 281 to 1396 code for a protein of 371 amino acids. Gene Ontology annotation, molecular function: phospholipid binding; tubulin binding. Lineage: Eukaryota; Fungi; Mucoromycota; Mucoromycetes; Mucorales; Cunninghamellaceae.